Molecule: messenger RNA, 389 nt
Organism: Brassicogethes aeneus
Lineage: Eukaryota; Metazoa; Arthropoda; Insecta; Coleoptera; Nitidulidae
Source: the annotation of a GenBank genome assembly
AAUUCACUAUAAAAACCUGAGCAAAAUGCAGGAUCAGCAUCAGUUUCAGUUAUCAUCUGACACAUCUACCGCAAAAAUAAUAAAAAUGAAAUAUUUCGUCCUAUUAUUCGUGGCGUUCUUGGCCCUUGCCAUGGCCUUUAAUUCAGUCCAAGCUUGCCUUUCUGACGGUUCCACCUGUAAAGCAGAUGGUUCAAUGGGCAAUUGCUGUUCUCAAUUUUGCUUACAACAACCAAACACCCAAACUGGAUACUGCGCCUAGAUCAUCUAGGCUAGAUGUACUACUAGAUGGAUGUCUACCCUUAUUUUAACCAUGCUUUAGAUUUUUAAUUGGCCAAAAUAUGUUUUAUUAUAUAUAAAUUAUAUUUAAUAUAGGUAAUCACUUGCAAAAC